Eucalyptus grandis is the source of this 2016-nucleotide messenger RNA. RefSeq lists its product as uncharacterized. The transcript has a single exon. The record is from RefSeq and is a predicted model, not a curated record. The coding region runs from base 1 to 2016 and encodes 671 amino acids. NCBI's taxonomy places the organism in Eukaryota, Viridiplantae, Streptophyta, Magnoliopsida, Myrtales, Myrtaceae.
AUGAGCUUGAUCAGUUGGAUUUCCUCAAUAAUCAAGACGGUGUGGCCGCUGCUGAAAUAUCUGUGGGAGAACUGGGGGAUUCAUUUCUUGGUCACUGUAAGCCUUACUUGCGAGAUUUUACUCACAAUAUUAGGCAUUCGUCGGAAAUAUAUGAGGUCGAAUUUAGCUAGAUCCAUCGUCUGGGCUUCCUAUUUGCUCCUGUCUUAUGUUGCGAAAAUUGCGCUGGGCAAGCUUACUGUGGUCCACAUCGAUGAUCCUAAAAAUCCGGGUUACGACGUGGAGUUGGUAGGGCUCUUUGCCCCGUUGCUUCUGAUGCAACUUGGGUACCCAGAUGGCAUAACGGCCUAUGCGGUGGAAGAUAACCGGCUGGGAUUGAGACAGAUUCUGAACGUCGGGGCUACAGUUGUAAUCGUGGUUCGUAUUCUCAUUCGCUGUUGGGACGGCUCGUCCCCAGUCUCAGGGCUGUACAUCCCCUUGUUCAUUACCGGAUUCAUAAAGGCGGCAUUGUGGGUCUGGGCUCUCAAAUCCGUGUACGACGAGAACUCAAUUGUGAAUGCCGAAUACUUUCCCAAAGUAGCCACCGAGGAAGUAAGGGAAAGCAGUCGUCAGCUUGAACUGUUCCCCGAGGACAAGAAGUUUGACUCCGCAAGGGACAUCUUGAAGGCCUACUUUCGGUUCGACUGUCUGAAGCCUCACAUCGCGAACUGGCCGUACCACCCUGUGUUUGUAUCCCGCGAUUGGAUGUCCAUAAAAAAUUACUCUGCCAACCGCGCUUUCACCGUGAAUGAGAUCGAGCUGAACUUCAUGUUCGAUGCACUCUACACUAAAGCGCCGAUUCUGUUCACGAAAUGGGGCAUCAUAGGCUACUCUGUUGGCUUCUUCUGCUUGGUGACUGCCUUGUGUAGAUUCGCUAUGAUCUUCAAGAACGCCUUCUUGAUCGAUAUGUACAUCACCUACACCUAUGCGUUACUGAUGGCAUUCACUUGUCUCCAGCUUUAUCAGAUUACGAGGUUGGCAUUUUCGGAUUGGGCAGUGGUGGCGAUGGGUAGGAAUCUUGGGAUGCCGCUCUUGUCAAGGCUCCUUCCAAUUAUAGCUGAUCGGUGUAUGAGGAAGGAAAGAUGGUCGAGGUCUAUCGGGCAGCUCAAUUUGUUAGAACAAUGCCACCCAUACAAAGAAAGGCCAAAGCUCGUCCGCGGGGUCCUUGAUUGGUUUGGUAAGUGGGAGCACGUCCGCGCAGUACUUGAUUGGUUUGGUAAGCGGGAGAUCUUCCGUUGGCAUUGGUUAUCCUCCCGCCAGCCCAUGCCCUUGGGGCUCCGGGCGCUGGUACUGCGAAAGAUGGAGGAGCUAGAGGAGAAAAGAAAUUCCCGGCCCUUCGAGGAAAGAGGCAAAUGGACGCUCGAGAUUCACGACAUCCAAGAAAAACAAGGACUGAGGGGUAGCAUCGAGGCAAAAUUCGCCAAGAGUAUCAUUAUCUGGCACAUUGCAACGGUAGUCUUGCAAUCAUUGGAAUUCGAAAAAUCCGAUGCUUGUGAAGGAAGCAAAUUACUAUCGAGGUACAUCAUGUACCUUCUGGCCCUGCAACCUCACAUGCUGUCGCUCCCCACCGCCAACAUCACGUUGGAGGAAGCUUGUUACACGCUGAGGCCUUUCUUGAGGUACCGAGAAUAUGAAGAUGCAAUUAGUGCACUAUCGUCGUCGGAUGGAGAUGUCCCGCACCCCAUCAAAUCAAGUGAGGAGACAUGGGACAUGUUGUUGGAGGUGCAGAAGCUCAUGGCCGACCUAAGGACAAUGGACAACAAGUGGGAGAUUAUCAGCAGCAUGUGGGUGGAGAUGCUGUGUCAUGCAGCAUUCAACUGUCAUGCGUAUCGUCAUGCCAAGCGACUGAGAAGAGGAGGUGCGCUUAUCACUCAUGUGUGGCUUCUCUUGGCUCACAAGACCGACAAGUUCCCCUUUGAAAAUCCUAACCGUUGCCUCAAGAUCUCUGAAACCUCCCUCCUCGGAAAAAGGUUUUUCUAG